Molecule: messenger RNA, 781 nt
Organism: Suncus etruscus (white-toothed pygmy shrew)
Lineage: Eukaryota; Metazoa; Chordata; Mammalia; Eulipotyphla; Soricidae
Gene: FOXL3
Product: forkhead box L3
Exons: 3
Coding region: 73-759 (228 amino acids)
Biological process (GO): regulation of transcription by RNA polymerase II; anatomical structure morphogenesis; cell differentiation
Molecular function (GO): RNA polymerase II cis-regulatory region sequence-specific DNA binding; DNA-binding transcription factor activity, RNA polymerase II-specific
Source: RefSeq, a predicted model, not a curated record
UCCCAGUUGGAGAAGCCCAGGGCCGAGGGCGCACGGAGCAGAGACGUUGCUGAUCAGGGGUCCUGCAAAGAGAUGUUCGACAGCUCGCAGUAUCCUUACAAUUGCUUCAACUAUGAUGCUGACGACUACCCAGCCGGCAGCUCCGACGAGGAGAAGCGGCUCACGAGGCCGGCGUACAGCUACAUAGCGCUGAUCGCCAUGGCCAUCCAGCAGAGCCCGGCGGGCAGGGUGACCCUGUCGGGCAUCUAUGACUUUAUCAUGCGCAAAUUCCCUUAUUACCGCUCCAACCAGCGCGCCUGGCAGAACUCCAUCCGACACAACCUGUCUCUCAACAGCUGCUUCGUCAAGGUGCCCCGGGCUGCAGGCCAGGAGAAGGGCAAAGGCCACUACUGGACAUUCGCCGGCGGCUGCGAGUCGCUACUGGACCUCUUCGAGAACGGGAACUACCGGCGACGCAGGCGGAGACGCGGCCCCAAGCGCGAGGGUGGACGGGGUGCACGCGCAACGGGGGCCCCGCCGCCGACAUCUCUGGGGCCCAGAGAAGCGGCCCGCUGCGAGGCUCCCGCGACCCAGAGUCCACCCGCAGCGGCGGCGACGGUGGCGGGGAAGGACGGUCCCAGGGACAUCAAGUUCAGCAUCGAUUACAUCCUCUCAGCCCCUGGCCCGUUCUCCGGGUGCAGACGGCCCUGCCGCCCCCAGGAAAGUGGGCACCCCGCUUUGGAGAUGCAUCCUGUGAGCCUGCAUGUUUGGACUCUGUGAGAGAUGGGGAGGGGGUGGGCUG